AUGGUGAAGAGACAUUCUAAUAAUGAUCUUCAAGAUGAAAAUAAAAGGCGAGGGAAGCGUAAGGUAGAUUGGGAUUCGGUUCCCUUAUUCUUUGAUGAAGAAUCUAGUUCUGAAAGUGAAGAUGCGUAUGAGAUAUCUGGCUUGCAGGAAGAAGGAAAGGAAGAAGAGGAAGGUUUAGAAUGGGAGGAGGUUCCAUUGGAUGGAUCCAUAUCAUUAACUAUGGAAAGACCCAUUGAAUUUGAUUGUCAUGGGAAGAAGAAGAGAAAGAAGAAACCAUUUCCAUAUCAUCGACUAAAAUUUGGUGUUCAUCUUAUUGUAAUGCCCUUUCUUCUUGCAACUUUAAAGCAAAGAUUUGAAUGGACAAAGGAUGAACGAUUAAACAGAAGAUUAAGAAGAAGUGUUCCCAAAAUGAUUCAUAAGAAGUUUGACAAAUGGAGUAAGGAGAAGAAGCCUGAAAAGAGAUCGAAGUCUAUAAGAACGCUAUUAAUAGGGUUAGUGCUGUGGUUCCGGAAUCAUUAUCAAAUAAAUAGCAAUGGGUUCCGCCAAAAUUUCAAUAGGCUUCAAUAUUUGGUUAAAUAUAGAGACGAGCAAGAUGAGCUAUAUAAAUAUAUUCUGGAGAAUCCGAAUAUUUUCUAUGGUUCACGCCCUUCAUUGAAGAACGAUAUAGAUGAUGUGCGAUUGAUGGCGAAGAAGAAGAUGACUACGAGAGAUAUUUUAGUAAUUUUUUUCUUUAUUAUAUUAAAGAACAUGUUAUCACUAGAUUGUCACAUUGCGUUAUGCUUUGCCCUACCAUUACCUGAUUAUGAAGUUUCGUGUUCUAAUGUUAAAUGGCAAAUGGAAAAUAAAGUGGCUGUAGUUCCCAAUAAGUAUGAUUCUGAUCUAUUGAAACCUUAUUUCUGGAUUGAAUUGACAUUACCAGGGAAUGAUGAUGAAGUUUACGUUAUAGACCCUGUUGUUCAUUUAAAUGAGAGGGAAAUGGUAGCCAAAUAUAAAAUUAAUGAAGCUAUCUCUAAUUUUACUCCAUCCAAUGAUUUAAAAAUAAAUAUGAAUCAAAGAUUUCGUUACGUGGUUAGUAUCGAUACCACCUCUGGGAUUAUAAGUGAUUUCUCCCCACGAUACAUCAAGAAUCUUUGCUACCGUUAUUUCGAUGAGGCGCAAAGUGAUAGAACAUCCAAGAAUUGCAAAUCAUAUUAUUUUUUCAAAAAGCUUUUAAAUAGAGUCAAUAAGGGUGUUAACAAUGCAAGUUGUUCGCAAUUAAUGAAGUUAGUAGCUCAAAAGAAUUUUCAGCUUCCAGAAUCACUUAGUGCGUUGAAGAAGUCUGAUAAUUUUAUUGUCCCGAGUUUGCUGAGAAGUACAGAGAUAAUUAGUUCCGAUGCACAACCCAUCUCAUAUCUUACACAUACGAAUGUGAAUUCUGGGAAGAAGACGAGGGAACCGAUAUUUUGGAAGUCGGCCGUGUUACGACUCAAGAGUAGACAACAUUGGGCAAUUUUAAGCCGGUCAAUAAGAGAAGACGUAAAACCUUUGAAAUGGAAGAAACACAUCCCGCUAAAGAAUAGACGAUUAUUAAAGAUGGAACGAUAUGAGAUCAAGGAAUUAUAUUCGUUUGAUCAAACUAUCCCUACUCCCAAGUUAAGCAAUGAAUAUAGGGCACCAGAUGGGACGACCAAGAAGAUUACCGAUCCUAAUUUUUACAGGAAUAAGUUUAAACAUGUGGAAAUAUAUUCCGAGAGAGUAAAACCUGAUGGUUUUGUGUUUGUUUAUCUGCACGAGGAAUAUGACGUGAAAGUUAUCAUCAAUCGUUUUAAUAAAAUGGCCAAGAAGGCUAGACAUUUGGAAGAGACUAUCAAAUAUGUUGAAGUAGUCGAUGGCUUCGAUUUCAAACAGAGACCAGGUUAUGCUGUCCCCAUUAUCAACAAACUCAUGAUCAAUGCAGACGAUUCAUCCAAAGUGGAUUCUUUGAUUGAUGCAGAAAAUGAAAGAACUGGGCUUUCCAUGUGGGCCCAACUUUUGAAGAAAAUGCAACUAAAGCAAACACUAAACCUACGAUACGGGGAUGCUGAUAAUGACAAGAGUGGUAAUUGA
Naumovozyma castellii is the source of this 2085-nucleotide messenger RNA. RefSeq names its product Rad34p (gene RAD34). The transcript has a single exon. The record is from RefSeq and is a predicted model, not a curated record. The coding region runs from base 1 to 2085 and encodes 694 amino acids. NCBI's taxonomy places the organism in Eukaryota, Fungi, Ascomycota, Saccharomycetes, Saccharomycetales, Saccharomycetaceae.